GUGAUACGAAAUAAUUAGGAAUUAUAUCGAAGAAAUAGAGAAAGACGUGCGAUCAUGCGAUCGUUCGAGCAUCGAAGUCAAUAGCAUGAAUGUUUUGUAUGCCAUCCGUACGGAGAGCUCGAUGCGUGGAUAAGAAACUACUUUUUUUUAUUCCGACGAACAAAAAUCAAAUUGUUCGUUCGACUCGCGGAGAAAAAGAAAAUUUGAUUUCAAUUAUCUCAUACAUAGAAAAAAUCAGAUUUAUUUAAAAAAAAAUAUAUGAUCAUAUGGGGUACAAUUGCAACGAGACAGUUCGAUAUCUAGAUAGUAGAACAUCUUUUCUCGCACUGAUAUAUCAAGUAGAAAGGAAAAAUUUUAUUACGAAAUAAGAAGAAACGGCGAUUAAAAUUACCGCUGUUUUGGAACGUAUAUUUUCUUUUUUUUUCCCCUAUUAGGCAGGUGGCGCUGAUCAUUGGCCCGGUUCAAAAACGCGCCAAUCGACCUUUUUUUUUUUGCGACGUUAAUAAACGAUUCCUUCGAAGCAAGGUUUCGAAAACCCGCUUAUUAUCGAGAAUAUCAUCGACGGUAUAUGAGAACACGAUUAAAAAUUUUGAUCGACGAAUUUCGAGUGGAUAUCUUUCGUACAUUUCGUGAACGAUGUAACCUGAUUAAUAGUGAUAUAGUUGAGAUAUUUUGUUGAUUGGAAUUCGUCGUGGUAAAUUGUACGUAAUUGCGUGCGUAUUUAGUGUGUGGUGUGCGUGUGCGUGUGUGUAUUUGUGUACGCGUGUGUGUUUGUGCGGUGCGUGUACGUUCGUGUCUUCUUUCAUUAUAUUUCAUUUCAUCAUUUAUCAUCAUUCUUUUCUAUGAUGGAUACAAGCUGAACGAAUAUUCAUUUAUCCAUUGGAUUCUUCUUUCGGAAAGGACUACUUUCGACGGGCAUGUAUGGCUGGUGCGUGGCUGGAAUGGCAGAAAAGUUACGCGAAGCUUGCGUCCGUGGCGAGGCCGAACGUGUCGCACGUCUUCUCGACGAAGGGAUCAAACCACAGCCAGACGAGAAUGGACGAAGUCCUUUGCUAUUGGCUGCAGCACUCGGCCACACUGACGUCUGUAAUGCUCUUCUACUUCGUGAAGCCGAGGUUAAUGCAGCUGACUCGAGCGGCGUGACUCCUCUACAAAGGGCAGCUGCCGAAGGCCACUUAGAGGUGGUUGAGCUACUCCUCAAGCAUGGAGCAGACGUCGCACGGCAGGAUACGCUUCAUGGAAACUCGGCUUUGCACGAAGCCUCAUGGCGAGGAUACAGCCGGACUGUUGCUGCUUUGGCUAAGGCCCUCGGGACUCAACGCGCUCCUUUGCACGCGAGGAAUCUAGCUGGAUUUGCGCCGCUUCACCUCGCUUGUCAAAAUGGCCAUAACCAAAGCUGUCGAGAACUUCUUCUAGCUGGAUGCAAUCCCGAUCUUCAAAACAAUUAUGGAGACACGCCACUUCAUACAUCGGCGCGUUACGGUCACGCAGGUGUUACGCGUAUCUUAAUAUCGGCGCUCUGCAGGGUCUCUGAACAAAAUAAAAACGGUGACACGGCACUCCACAUUGCCGCAGCGAUGGGCCGUCGGAAAUUGACGAGGAUACUUCUUGAAGCCGGUUGUGAUAGGACGCUGCGAAACAAGCAGGGCGAGACAGCGAAGGAUAUAGCUCGUCGCAAAAACCUGACGGAGAUACUCGAGAUAAUCGGUAAGGCAAGGAGCAAGAGUAGAGCCCGUAGCAAAAGUCGGGACGAGGAAUCGAGUAACGACAAGGUCGAUGGCAGUGGUGGCAGUGCUGUCGCUGCUAAGUGCGAUAGAAACGAAAAGAAACGGGAAAAGACUGGUAGCGGUACCAGUGGUAGUAGGGAUGGUUGUACGAUCAAGAAGGAAAAGAAGAAACACAAAGGAGGUAGUGCCGGUAGCGGCGGAAAGACUCACAAAGUACAUUUUGAAAAGGCUGUGAUGGGAAGACAAUGGUCACCUUAUGGUUGCCAUUAUUAUCCAGAUCCAGAUUCUUUUCCACAGCCAAGAUUAGACUCGUUACCACCUGACCCAUUAGGAAGGGGUGAACAAUAUUAUCUAGACUUGGCUGGUAACAUAAGAAAGGGUCCGGUUGGUGUAGGGUAUACUUGUUAUUGCGCACCUUUCUUCAGGCAUAUGGAGGCAAAGUUAGAAAGAGAUAAGGCAGAAUUGAAGGCACAUAUAGAUCAGGCACAUGAAAGAUUAGAUUUGAAAGUGGCUAAUCUCGAGAGAAGAACCCGCGGACAGAUUUCCGAAUUAACUAGAUGCGUAGCAGCUGAAAGAGCACGUUGCGACGAAAGACAUCAACAUCUUCAACAGAAAUUAUCACGUGGUGGUAGAGGUAGGCACAGUGAGAGACCAGCUAGAACGUCGAAUGUAGACGAUCAAGUACCUCCUACUCGUGCCAGAUCUCUCGAGGAUUUACUUGAUGAUAGACCACAGGAUAGAAGCUUUGAAAUUCCUGGUGAAACUCCUGUUUAUCGAGGUAGUCUUGAUGAUUUAGAUAUUCCUGCUAUACCUAGGCUAAGCAAAUCGAUGAAGGAUCUUCCUUCGGGAUCGGGUAUGGCUAGGUCGACCUUGAGAGUACUUGACGUUCCAGCAAGAUUGAAUGAGACUUUCGACGGUGUCAUCAGGCAAGAUCGUAGCUCUCCUCUUGGUGCAGCAUCAUCGCCGUCUAUGGGCUCGAGACAACAGACUCGUCGGCAACGGACGUCUCUCUCGCAGGAACAGGGUACUAAUAUUAGCCAGGAAGAAAAUAACGCGACUCGUAAAAAUGGCGAAGAAAAUUCAGGAGAAUGGAGAUCGUCACCGAGUCGUCGUAGCGUUCACGAGAUGAUCAAACGAUUUCAACAAGUACCUGGCAUGCAUAAUGGCUGGCGUGGACAACGUUCUGGUAGUAGCGAACCUACCAGCCCGGAACACAGUCAGUGUUCACAAAACAAAAGGAUUCAACCACAGGGUGGUGUAGGGAAUAACUGGCAUGGUGAAGGUGAAGGUAAUAACAGUGAAAGUAGCGAGGGAGAGGAUGACAUGGAACAACCAGAAGCCCUAAAAGGAAAUGUUUCGAACAAAGGUGUUAUACAAGAAGAUGUUCAUUACGACAGCAUAGCCAGAAUGCCUUACAGAUCGCGUAGUGCUGUUUAUAGUCCUACUCCACUCUUACACGAUGCUCACAAUGAUUCUGGAUAUAGUACACGUAUGUAUGGAUCAAGUAAGGGAGCCUCACCUUCUCUCUCAGGACAAUUAGAAUGCGAUGUUAUUCUACCACCUUCCCAAGGAGGUGCCUUCCCAAGUGGAGAACAAUUGGCUGCCUUAUUGGAACAACCAAGAGGACAUGACUUAACUGUAUACGAAAGAGGCGCAGACAAUGUUGUCAUUAAUAUAGGAACUGCGAGUCUCGUUUAAUGUAAUUUUCUUCUGUUUCUUUUUUUUUUUUUUUCUUUUUUUUUUGCGAGAUUUAUCACAAAUGUGAACGUGGAACUUCCAAAGAUGACGCAAAAUCGGGCUCGCUCGUAAUUUUGUGAACUCGUCAUUAGCGAAAGGUAAUUCAUACAACUACGUUCUCCUCUAUAGACUUAUUCGCGUACCUUCUCAUUAUUUUUUAAACGUUGUCCAAUACGUGCUCAUUUUUGUAGAAUAAUAGCAAUUACAAACGAUUUCUUUUACAUAUACAUAUAUAUAUAUAUAUACCUGUGUUCAUAUUUUUAUAUAAAUAUUAUGUUAAAAAGAGAGAUCGAAAUAUUAGUUGUUUAUAAUUUGAGUACAAAUAUAAGAGUUUUUGUUCAUCAUAUUAACGUAGUUACGAAUAAUCUUCUUCGAUCGUCGUGUGUGUUGUAGAAAUUUAAUUCUGUUUGUUGCCAUGCAUCAAAAAAAAAAAAAAAAAAAAAAAAAAAAAGAAAAAAAGGAAAAAAAAAAUGAAGAAAAAAAAAGAAAAAAAAAUAUAUAAAUUAAGAA
Vespa crabro (European hornet) is the source of this 3974-nucleotide messenger RNA. RefSeq names its product ankyrin repeat domain-containing protein 6 (gene dgo). Bases 918 to 3425 code for a protein of 835 amino acids. Gene Ontology annotation, molecular function: protein binding. NCBI's taxonomy places the organism in Eukaryota, Metazoa, Arthropoda, Insecta, Hymenoptera, Vespidae. The record is from RefSeq and is a predicted model, not a curated record. The transcript is spliced from 10 exons.